Lonchura striata (white-rumped munia) is the source of this 536-nucleotide messenger RNA. The record is from RefSeq and is a predicted model, not a curated record. Lineage: Eukaryota; Metazoa; Chordata; Aves; Passeriformes; Estrildidae.
CUCCCGUCCGUGGGGCCGGACGGGCGCGUCCCCCCGAUGCGGGCAGGAGCCGGCGCUGGGCCAUGAGCAACGCCACGGCGCCCACGGCCCCGGGCGCGGCGGGGGACUCGCUGGUGGGCUCCGUGCUCGGGCCCUUCCUCCUCCUCACCCUCCUCGGUGCCCUCCUGGCCGCGGUGAUGUACGUGAAGAAGAAGCGCAGGUCCGAGCGGCUGCGGCACCGGCUGCUGCCCAUGUACAGCUACGACCCGGCUGAGGAACCGCCCGAGUCGGAGCAGGAGCUGCUGGUGGAGGCUGAGGAGGCUCAGGUGGUGCCUGGCUGGGGGGGUUCCUCAUCCCCUUGGCCCCCGCGCAGGGACUGGAGGGCCUGACUCUGCCCGGAGCACCGGGACGGGAUCCUGCCCGCCGGAGGGGAGGGAGGACGGGGCAGCAGCUCCGGUUCCAUCAGCCAGAACGGGCAGGAUGUGCCCGCGGUGGUGCCACGAUGCCACAGCUGCUGCCCCCACCUCUGAGCACUGACCAGGAUGGGACAUCUCCUA